GGGGGCGGGGUUUCUCAAGGUGAGUGCAAUACAGGUAUAUUACAGCUACACGGUUAAGUUGUGAUAAUUUGCCUUCAAACUUCGCCACCAGCGGAAACAUCUGUGGAACUCUCCAUAAAAUCUGACGCUUCUGUUGCGGAACUGUGGAAGGAAGACUGGCUCACUGACCUCAACUCAUCUAUCAGUUUCCUUAUUCUCGUUGUUUUCAGUUCUUCCAAAAUAUGGACCAAAAAACUUCAUCCGAGAUCGUCUGUCGUUUUAUUGUACCAGGGAACGCACCAGAUAAAGUGAUAGAGACCUACUCUGAAUGGGCUCAACAUUAUGAUGAGAUUUUGGAUUCAUUGAAUUACAUUGGCCCCAAAUUAGCAGCCAAUGAGGUGGCAGCCAGAAUCCCUCAAGAGAAGCGAGGCACCUUAAAAGUCAUUGACAUUGCUGCUGGGACGGGAAGAGUUGGUCGACUGCUGAGAGACAAAGAGUUCUCAAACAUUGACGCCCUAGAGCCACGUACGCAGAGUUCCUGGGAGUUGGACAAAAUUCAGUCCCUGACGGUAAGAGUAGACGAAAAAGAUAGAGGAAAAAUUGAUAAAUAUCAAGACCUGAAAAUAGAAAUAAGAAAGAUAUGGGAUAUGCCAGUGGAAGUUGUACCCAUAAUCAUAGGGACACUAGGCACGAGCCCAAGAUCCCUCAGAAGGAAUCUGGAAAAACUAGAUGCCAAAGUAGCUCCAGGACUCAUGCAGAACAAUAUGUAUGACGUCCUAGUCAUGGCGGGUGGUUUUGCAGAGGGCCACAUACCUGUCAGUGGAAUUGAUGAUAUGAUAAGAAUAACAAAACCUGGAGGACUGGUCAUCAUCACAAUGAGGAAGAGCUUCCUACUCUGCGAGGAAUACAAGGACAGGUUGAUUCCUUACAUGGAUGAGAUGGAAAGGCAAGGAAAGUGGAUUAAGGAAGACGUUGAAUUCUUCGAUGAAUACGUUGUCAAUGAGAAGGGAAUUCUUUUUACAUACAAAGUUAUAUAAGUUCUUUCUGUUUAUUAAUUACCCAAAAAGGUGAUAUAAUCUGUUUCCUGUUUCAUUUAAAGGAAUUUUAAUAAAACUCCAGCAAAUUGUAAACCCUCUUAUUUAACAGAAAAUAGGCUAUACACAGUCAGCCAUACACAUUGCUAUGAUAAAAAGAAAUUAUGUUUUUUCCUAUUAGGCAUUGCUAAAACCUAUUUAUGCAGAUGCUUUCAAAAUAGUUGAUUGAGCAGUUAGCAAUCAGAGUAGCAAUCUAAAAUAACUAAUGAUUUGAGCACUCAGAGCGAUAAUCCAUAUAAAAUAGCAAGUCCUCUAUGAUAACUAAGUCUAAUCUAAUCGAGCUACCCUACAACAUCUAUUUACAUCAAAGAGCUUCUGUUCAUUAAGUAGCAAUCUAAAAUAACUAAUGAUUUGAGCACUCAGAGCGAUAAUCCAUAUUAAAUAGCAAGUGCUCUAUGAUAACUAAGUCUAAUCUAAUCGAGCUACCCUACAACAUCUAAUUACAUCAAAGAGCUUCUGUUCAUUAAGUAUUCAAAUUGUUCUAAGUUACCUUUAAAAUAAAUUCUUAAAAUGA
Molecule: messenger RNA, 1587 nt
Organism: Macrobrachium nipponense
Lineage: Eukaryota; Metazoa; Arthropoda; Malacostraca; Decapoda; Palaemonidae
Exons: 9
Coding region: 222-1016 (264 amino acids)
Source: RefSeq, a predicted model, not a curated record